Molecule: messenger RNA, 2216 nt
Organism: Cebus imitator (Panamanian white-faced capuchin)
Lineage: Eukaryota; Metazoa; Chordata; Mammalia; Primates; Cebidae
Gene: PCBP3
Product: poly(rC) binding protein 3
Exons: 15
Coding region: 244-1344 (366 amino acids)
Biological process (GO): regulation of gene expression; regulation of RNA metabolic process
Cellular component (GO): nucleus; cytoplasm
Molecular function (GO): mRNA binding
Source: RefSeq, a predicted model, not a curated record
AUUGGAGAUAUAUUUCCACAGCAUCUGGCUUUUCUUGUUCCUGAUCUGAAGUCAGUAAAUGUAACUGCUGUCUUCUGGAGGACUGUCUACAAGAGAGAAGCUUCUCACAUGGUUCCGUGUAAGUGGGCUCCACGACAGAAGUCAACCCUUCUGUAAAUCACCCGCUCUGGUUAUGAUGCUCUGAGUUCAAUAUAUCUGAACUGUUGCUGUCUAUGGAUCUGCUCUAAACCUUAUAGCCUGCUUAUGGGGGAAGGUGACGCCUUCUGGGCCCCGUCUGUCCUUCCUCACAGCACCCUGAGCGCCUUAAGCCACCACCCCCAGCCACAUUUUGGCAGAAGGAUGGAGUCCAAGGUCUCAGAAGGUGGCCUGAACGUGACCCUGACCAUCCGCCUGCUGAUGCAUGGAAAGGAAGUUGGAAGCAUCAUCGGGAAGAAAGGAGAAACUGUGAAGAAGAUGCGUGAGGAGAGUGGUGCCAGGAUCAACAUCUCAGAGGGAAACUGCCCAGAGAGGAUUGUGACCAUCACAGGCCCGACAGACGCCAUCUUCAAGGCCUUUGCCAUGAUUGCGUACAAGUUUGAGGAGGACAUCAUCAACUCCAUGAGCAACAGCCCUGCCACCAGCAAGCCCCCAGUGACGCUGAGGCUGGUGGUGCCCGCCAGCCAGUGUGGGUCCCUGAUUGGCAAAGGAGGCUCCAAGAUCAAGGAGAUCAGGGAGUCCACAGGUGCCCAGGUGCAGGUGGCUGGGGACAUGCUGCCUAACUCCACGGAGCGGGCAGUGACCAUCUCGGGGACCCCGGACGCCAUCAUCCAGUGUGUCAAGCAGAUCUGCGUGGUCAUGCUGGAGUCCCCACCGAAAGGUGCCACCAUUCCCUACCGCCCAAAGCCCGCCUCCACCCCUGUCAUUUUUGCAGGUGGUCAGGUAAGAGCCGACCCGCUCGCGGCCUCCACUGCCAACCUCAGCCUUUUACUGCAGCACCCGCCGCUGCCCGCCUACACAAUCCAGGGACAGUACGCCAUCCCCCAUCCAGAUCAGUUGACCAAGCUCCACCAGUUGGCCAUGCAGCAAACCCCCUUUCCUCCCCUCGGACAGACCAACCCCGCUUUCCCCGGAGAAAAGCUGCCUUUACACUCCUCCGAAGAAGCUCAAAAUCUGAUGGGCCAGUCGUCAGGUCUGGACACCAGCCCACCAGCCAGCACUCAUGAGCUCACCAUUCCCAAUGAUCUGACAAUAGGAAGCACAGAUUUGAGAGUUCAGGGAGAUCACCAGUCCUGUGUGUGGAAGUGGAUGGUUGAAUGGGAGAAAAAGAAGCUGAAGAUAGCAGGUAGCCAAAGGAGAGGACCAUGAGGCCACCUGGCUGGCCACCAUUGGCCACCAUUGGCCACCCCUGAAGAGCCGUCUUCAUUUGAGCCCCUUGUGGCAGUGCACACUCUAGGCCUUCUGUCCUGGCCACUGGUCAGCACAGAGUCCCCAUGUCUGCUCACAGAAGCUCAGGACACUCACAGUCCAGGCAGCAUUGUGGUACAGGCUUCUGGCAUCCUCGAAGAUUUCUGAGGUUGGCCCAACUUAAAAGGCAGCAGCACAGAGCCAUCUCCCCAGGUGUGGGGUGCACAGCCACCUGGUCCCUGCAUUGUUGGAGGGAGGAGACUUCUGCUUCUUACCCCCAGCCCCUUCUCUCACUGCAACGGCUCCAUGAGCAUGUGGUUUCUGGCAUCCUCCUGUGUCUUCUCCUCCAGGUUGUAAAGCCAGCAGGUCUUCCCUGUGGGGUUUUCCUUUCUUGCUGAAUCAGUGUUCACUAACACCAGCUUUGGUGCCCUCAUCCAAGCACUCAUUUAAAAUGGAAAUGAGCUUUAAGAGGACGAGGCAUCUUUGGAGAGCUGGUUACCCUGUUUCCUGGGGUGUCCUUCAUACAAACGGAUGCUGGUUUUCCCAGCUCUUCACUACCCACUUGCCAACCUCCUCCUGGGGAUCUUCCUAGGGAAGGGACCUGCUUCCCAGAAGGAAGGGAGCUUCAUCUUAUCCCGGGCGCUUUGGGCACAGCCUUCCAUGCUUCUUUAUGGAAAGGGCUGUUGACGGCACUGUCAGGGCUUUCGCUGCCAGCCCCAGAUUUCGUGGGGAAAUGUAUCUGGGUUGCACCAAAGCUGAUAUUCCUCACUGGGUGGCUGCCUGCUACCUUCUUGGAGAAAAGGAAGAAAUAAAAUGUGUGCGCUUGUUCUGAA